GCAAAUGAUCAAACACGGAAGUACAAAAUUGGACAAACAAAAAGCUUAGCUAGGAAAAGAGAACAUUUAGAUCAAUAAAAGCGCUGAACGAAAGGAAAUAUAGCUACUUCUUCAAGAUUUAUGCGAAAGAAAAUACAACUAAAUUAUAGUAAAUGUAUUGCUAGAUAGCAAUGGAUAUCGGUAUUAAGUUUAUCUUCUGCACGGAUAGCUAACGUUAACGGUACCUUUAGCUAGAAAAAUAGAUAGCCCGCUAUUUUGAAACAAACUUGCUGAUAUAACUUACAUUGUCAAGAGACUAACUAGCUCUAUGGUUUGUUAAUUGUUACGAUAAUUAUCCUUUCACCACGUUAUUAAUCUGCCAACGUUACCUUGCUAAAUAUUUUAAGGGGCUAGCCAAGUUAAGAUAGUUGUAAUGACUGCUGCAGUGUUUUUUGGUUGUGCUUUCAUUGCGUUUGGGCCAGCGUUUUCCCUUUUUAUUUUCACUAUCGCCAAAGACCCAUUGCGAGUCAUCAUUCUAAUUGCAGGGGCCUUCUUCUGGCUGGUGUCCUUACUGCUGUCCUCUCUGGUGUGGUUCAUAGCCACAAAGGCCACCAAUGCCCAGGACCUGACCCUGCAGAAAGACUUGCUCAUAUUUGGCUGCUUGUUCUCGGUCAUACUGCAGGAGGUGUUCCGCUUCGCGUACUACAGGCUGCUCAGGAAGGCAAAUGAAGGACUGGCAGCCAUCAGUGAAGAAGACGGCCCACCCCUUUCAGUCCGAGAAAUGGCCUAUGUGUCUGGACUGGGCUUUGGCAUCAUGAGCGGAGCCUUCUCCAUGAUCAACACCCUCUCUGACUCUCUGGGCCCAGGGACAGUGGGCCUGUUUGGAGACUCUCAGUACUACUUCAUCACCUCAGCCCUGAUGACCCUGGCGCUGACGCUGCUCCACACCUUCUGGGGCGUGGUGUUCUUUGAGGGCUGUGAGAGGAAGAGAUGGUGGGUGAUCGCUGUGGUGCUCUGUCUCCACCUGAUGGUCACCAGCCUGUCUCUGUUGAACCCGUUCUACGUGGGCAGCGUUCCCCCGGUCUACGCCAUCAUGCUGCUGAUGGCUGUCUGGGCCUUCUUCUCCUCUGGUGGCUCCCUGCACAACAUCACUCUUCUCUGGACGUGUAGGAAAAGUAAUACGGAGACCUCGUCAUAAUUCACAUUCCAUGUUGAUUUCUCAGAGGUCAAAGGGCAAUAGGAGCUUCUAUCGCUGCAGUGCUGUGUACAAACCCAAGCAGCCAAUCAAGAGAUUACACCGUCUCCACAUCUCCACAUAAUACGGAUGGGCUGAAUCGGAGCCCAGAAACCAGCACUCCACUGACCUAUGGAGCUGACCAAGGGAAAUCCUUCAUACUGCAUAUAGCCUGAAUGACACUAGUUUACACACACUUAGGCACGUGUAAGAUCUUUUCAAUGCAAGGAAACAACCGUUUUAUUUUUUGUAACGUUUUUCAUCUCUUUGCUGAUUUUGAUUUUGUGUGGACUUUCAAUCAAUUCUCUCCCUCGCAUCAAGUAUUGAUCUUUGGUUUACUGAAUUAUGAUUUUGAUAUAUCAAAAAAAAACUCACGACUCACCAUGUAAAAAAAGUAAUGUAAUCAAUGGACAAUGUUAACUUUUUUUUUAUUUGAGCUAUGACAGUCUAUUACAAAUCAGUCUGACAGUAUUUCAAUCUGAAGACCAUGUGGUUUGAAGUGACUGAAAUGUAUUAGGAAAUUCGGAAGAUCAUCAGGCAAUUAUGUAUGAUCUUCUGUGUAGAAAAGAACCUUGUUGUUGAUCAUCA
Messenger RNA from Coregonus clupeaformis (lake whitefish), 1801 nucleotides. RefSeq names its product Gamma-secretase subunit Aph-1b-like. NCBI's taxonomy places the organism in Eukaryota, Metazoa, Chordata, Actinopteri, Salmoniformes, Salmonidae. Gene Ontology annotation, cellular component: gamma-secretase complex; membrane; endoplasmic reticulum. The transcript is spliced from 7 exons. Gene Ontology annotation, biological process: positive regulation of catalytic activity; Notch signaling pathway; Notch receptor processing. Bases 413 to 1177 code for a protein of 254 amino acids. The record is from RefSeq and is a predicted model, not a curated record. Gene Ontology annotation, molecular function: protein-macromolecule adaptor activity.